Myotis lucifugus (little brown bat) is the source of this 1231-nucleotide messenger RNA. RefSeq lists its product as uncharacterized. Lineage: Eukaryota; Metazoa; Chordata; Mammalia; Chiroptera; Vespertilionidae. Bases 1 to 783 code for a protein of 260 amino acids. The transcript is spliced from 3 exons. The record is from RefSeq and is a predicted model, not a curated record.
AUGGGAGAAGCGAAGCCGGUUCAAACCGGCGGCGCGGGCCACCUGCGCGACCCCCGUCCUGAGCUGCACUUGGACCCCGAGACGAAAACACUGCUGCGCGCUGAUUGGCUGAGUGGGCUGGAAACAGGCGUUGGCCAAUCAGUAGGCACCCGCCCGCCCGGCCGCAAGCAGAAGCCGGUUCCGGCCGGACUCCGAGGCAAACAGGAGAACUGGGGGUGCUCUGGGCCGAGCCUCUGCUCCGCCACCUUAACCUGGAGUCACAGCCGGGCUGGACACCCCUGGAGACACUGCCCUAGCGCCUCUCCGGAGCCCCACCCCGAAGCCUUGCCCUGGGUGGAGUCUCGGGCCCGGCCUGCCCGGCCCCCAGAUGUCCCCAGCAUCACUCCGACCCCCUCGAGCACCCCGCUCGGCUUCUGCGCUCCGCUCUCAGCCCCGCCUUACAGCCCCCCAACUUCCCGAACUCUGCGCUGGCACCAGGCCUCGAUGCUCUGGCUCCCCGUGGGUCGCUGCACUCCCGCCGCCCGCACUGCCUCCUCCCAGCGCAACCCAUCCUGCUUCCUCCUGCCCCAGUCUCCCCCCAUCCAGGCAACGUUGGCCCAUUCCGGAUCUGCGGGCCCCAAGCGCGCUGUGCCUCUUCCUGUUCUCCUGAUCCACCGACCCCGCUCCUGGGUGCCAUCUGCCCGGUCCCUCGGGGACCCCCAGGAUAAAGUUCAAGUUCUCCAACCUGACCCACACAGGCUCCUUCCUCCCACCAGUCUCUUUCUCCCCAUGGAGGCUGGUUGACCUGCCUGGUCCUAGAUGCUCCCAUCACAUGCUGUUCUCUCACCUCUGGGCCUCAGAGUCCCUUUUUGGACAGCUCCUCCAGGAAGCCUUCCCUGACUACUCUCCACAAUACUUUCCAUUAUCUUUGUUCACUGAUUUUGUUAUAUAUCUUUAAUAUCUUUGAAAUAUAUAAAUCACUGAGAAAAGGGUGAAUACCUCAAAUGAAAUUGGGGAAAGAAAACAACCAGAUAAUCUAUAGGAAAAAUACAAAUAAAGAUUUGAAAAGAAGCUCAAUCUUAGAAUAAUCAUAGAAAAUCAGAUUUUAAUUAUACCAUUUUUAUGGUUAAAAAGCAAAAAUAAAAAUAUUUUUAUCGCCGAAACCGGUUUGGCUCAGUGGAUAGAGCGUCGGCCUGCGGACUGAAAGGUCCCAGGUUCAAUUCUGGGCAAGGGCAUGUACCUUGGUUGUGGG